ACCAGAGAAGAAGUACGCAAACUGCAGGGGCUUAUGGGUAACGCUGUUUUUGUCCUCACCAGGCCCAUUUAUUGAUGUUUGGAAGAAACUUCACAUCCCAUGUGCCCCUUUUUACGUGUCUCUUCAAAGUGUCUCGGACUCUUCAACGAAAUUGGUUGAGGAAUGGAGUUUCCUGAAGAUUUCAACCAGCUCGAGCUCCUUGACACCCACGGACACCUGAUCCCCAGAGGGCCCAUGAGCUCCUGGACCGCGAGCAAGGACGAGGAAGAGGAGGUGGACGAGGAGACGCACAGCGAGGAGUGGUACCAAGAGAAGGAGGAGGCGCUCAAAGACAAGCCCAAGGAGCUCAUUCUCUGGGCAGCAGAAAACAAUCGCCUGCAGACAGUUCUCCGGUUGUUAGCCGCCGACCCCCUGCUGGUGCACUGCUGUGACGAGGACGGCUACACGCCGCUCCACCGCGCGGCGUACAGCGGCCACGUCCAGGUGGUCAGGACCCUGCUCGCCGCCGGCUCCCUGGUCAAUCACCGUACGGUCGACGGGUGGACGCCUCUGCACAGCGCCUGCCGGUGGAGCCACGUCGCCGUGGCCAGCUGCCUGCUGCAGCACGGCGCCCAGCUCAACGCCCAGACCAACGGGGGGCUCACGCCGCUGCACCUGGCCGCCUCCCACUCCAACUCCUCCAAACCAAACAGCGCCCACGUUUUGGAGUUCCUGCUCUCCAAGAGGAACCUGAAACCCGGGCUGCGCAGCAGCAGCGGGGAAACGGCCGGCGACGUGGCCCGGCGCAGCGGUCCGUAUUACUUCAUGUUUGAGAUGGUGGAAGACUGCGUCAAUGUGGUCCCAUCUGUGACAGCAUCCUAGUCUAAUCGCUGUAUUUAGGCUCAGCGAUGGAUUAAAAACCUUCUCGACUCUCAACUGCUGUAACUUGCAAACGUACUGACACGUAACUUUCUCCACAUUUAGUUGCCUGUCAACCACAAACCGAUGUAUUUCGUUCGGGUUUUAGGUGAUAGACCAAUGAAAGUGGCACGUGAUGAUUGAGUGGAAGGAAAAGAAUCGUUUGCCCUUCAUUGUAGAUGUGUCUGCAUGUUUAGGGUCACUCAGUUGCUGGAAGGUGAGCUCGAGUCUGUUGCUUCUGAUGCGUUUGCUUCCACGUGUUUCUGGUUUCCUUCAUCUUCCCGUGAGCCAACCAGCUUCCCUGUUCCUGCUGAAGAGAAGAAUCCCCACAGCACGACGCCGCCACCCCCCACGCCUCAUCAUGGGGGUGUGUUUCGGGUCAGGUGAUGCAGUUUUGGUCCCAUCUUACCACAGCACCUUCUUCCACAGUUUGGUUGCCUCUACAUGACUUGGUGUAAACUUUAAAACAAUGGAUUACUCUAUUUCCAGUCUUUCCAUAGAGCUCAGAUUUGUGGAGUGCACAGCCACUAUAUAUCCUUUCCUUCCAGAUUAGUAAGGCACUACCUUUGUUAGUCUGUCACAUAAAAUCUAAAAGAUACAUCGAUGUUUGAAUAUAAGCUGUGGAAGUUCAAGGGGUCUGAUUCAGUCUGUAAAUGAACUCCUUGCUUUCUUUGUUGCAGCUGUUUCAUGGCUUGAAGGUGGUUAACGUAAUAAAUAAAGGAAGACUUGAACCUGAA
Fundulus heteroclitus (mummichog) is the source of this 1634-nucleotide messenger RNA. RefSeq names its product ankyrin repeat domain 49 (gene ankrd49). Gene Ontology annotation, molecular function: protein binding. The transcript has 3 exons. The coding region runs from base 163 to 861 and encodes 232 amino acids. NCBI's taxonomy places the organism in Eukaryota, Metazoa, Chordata, Actinopteri, Cyprinodontiformes, Fundulidae. The record is from RefSeq and is a predicted model, not a curated record.